Molecule: messenger RNA, 951 nt
Organism: Trypanosoma theileri
Lineage: Eukaryota; Euglenozoa; Kinetoplastea; Trypanosomatida; Trypanosomatidae
Product: putative DNA-J protein
Exons: 1
Coding region: 1-951 (316 amino acids)
Source: RefSeq, a predicted model, not a curated record
AUGCGUCGUUCGUUGUUGCUUUUGUCAAAUGAACCGUUUGCGGUAUUGGGUCUUAGUCGUAGUUGCACGAAGGCUGAGAUAAAAACACGCUACCGGGAACUAGCACGACUUCACCACCCAGAUUCGAAGACUGGUGAUAGUAAGAAGAUGGAGGAGAUCAAUAAGGCUUAUAAUUUGCUUUUGAAAGAGGGUGCAUAUGAGCGUCUUAGGUUAAAGCCUGCUGGUACAAAAAGGCGUGAUGAUGCUCGUCGACCAAAUCCAUUUUCACAGGAACAACAUGGUCAACAACAGCAGCAACAUCAUCAAUAUCAGGAUGAAGAAGGUAACAAUGAUGAUGUACUUUCAGAUUUUGAGGCUGCAAAAGUUACUGCUUUAGAUCCUUCCACUGAGCGUGUAACGCCAGAAGGGAAGUAUAUGUACCAGAACCGUGAUGACGGUAGCUGGAUGGUACUAGAUCGUCCUUUAGUGCGUGUACAUCAACCACGCUACGCUUCCUUCGCAGCUCAAGCAGAUAUGUCUGCAGAGUUACGCCGCCGUUCACUUGAAAAAGAAAAGGAAGAAAAUGCAAAGACGAUGUUCCAACGAACUGUUGAUAGGAUGAGUGACAGUGGUGAUCUACCUAUGCAUAAUCGAACAAUGUUGUAUAUGUGUUGUAUAUUAGCUAUAAUGGCGUUUUAUUUUGUCUUUCAACGUUCUUUUGCAUGGCGUAAACAUCACCGCAAUAGGACCGUUUUUUACAGUUCACUUGAGGAAAAUAGAGAAGAAUUAAUGAAGAUCUAUGAUGAUCAUCAUGAUGUUUUGCAAACAUCUGUUGCUGCAGCAGCUCUUUUAUUUCUUACUGCAUCUGAACACAAACAGGAGUUAGAUCCGGUAGUUCCACCCUUACCGGAGACGUACUUCAAGAAGGUACGUCCACCUCUUGAACACUUUCAUGUAGUCUCUGGUGGCUAG